CUACAGCAGGAAUUUUAUCAGAGAAGAAAGCUGGAAGAAAACAUGGCCGCUGUCAGAUGCUGACUUGUUUUUUGGUGACUUUCAGCAUCAUUUUGGUGUUGGGAAUCAUAGCAACUGUUUACUUUUUUUCUUUUCAUGACAUGAAGAUAAACCAGCUAAGAGCAAACAAGGCAGAAAACAAGAACUUAACGGCCCUCAACAACAAACUCAGAUCAGAAAACCAAAACUUAACGUACCAGAAUGACAACCUGACCCACGUCUACAAUGACUUAGAAACCAGAAUCAGAAAUCUGACCGUGGAACAAGAACAGCUAAAAAAUAAAACCCAGGAUCUGAAGAGACAAACCGAUGAGCUGGAAGGACGGCAGAACGACCUGAAGGAACAAAUAGAAAACCUGAAGAAAACUCAGAAUGAGCUUAAUGUCAGUCUAGCUCAAUGGAGCAUUGAUUCCUAUUGUCCUAAAGCAAUAAAUGGGAGAAAAUGUGAGCCUUGUCAAAAAGACUGGAGUACCUUAAAAACCAGCUGCUAUGCAUAUAAUAACGCAAAGGUUGAAAAUCAGAGAAACUGGGAUGGAGCACGAGAAGACUGUAGAGGAAAGGGUUCAGAUCUGACUGCUGCAACAAACCAAGAGGAAAAGAAAAAAAAACUUUUCUUGUUGAGAAUCAGGAAAGUGAACUGUACCUCCUUGAAUAACAGAAUGGACAGAAAAGCUCAAAGUCUGCACGGUGCAUCUGAGAACCCAAAUCUUUAUUUGUCUGGAGAGGAAACUGCAGAAUCGGACUAUCCUCAAGUAGCAGCAGGUGCUCAGAUGAACAUGAGCGCUACCCCAGGUCACAAGUUUCAGGCUUUCCCAGUAGCAGUUUAUUGGCUGAUUCUGUUGGUAGUUAUCCCGCUGCAUGUCUACAUUCACAGUAAUCUAAUGAGAGAACUUCAUCAAGUGAAAAAACAAAACCAUGAGUCUGAGGGAGAGAAAGAAACCCUGAAAGAACAAAUAGAAAAGCUGAAGGAAACUCAGAAUGAGCUUAAUGUCAGCAGAGCUCAGUGGAGCAUUGAUGAAUACUGUCCUAAAAGAACAAAUGGUAAGAAUAGAUCUCCUGAUAUCUAA
Molecule: messenger RNA, 1106 nt
Organism: Cyprinodon variegatus (sheepshead minnow)
Lineage: Eukaryota; Metazoa; Chordata; Actinopteri; Cyprinodontiformes; Cyprinodontidae
Exons: 8
Coding region: 57-1106 (349 amino acids)
Source: RefSeq, a predicted model, not a curated record